GCACAAGUGCGCAAAAACGCGCUUUCGUAACUCACGUCUGUGUAUUUAUAUGUGCAGUUCAUUCUGCUCACCUUUGCGCGCAUUUUUAUUUUCCAGUUAAUUCCUUUUUUUCCCCUUUUUACAAACUUUUUGAAAAUUGUUGCAAUGCACUUUUUUAAAAAGUUGUAAAGGCGAAACAGACGAUUUUGUUUAGUACCGGAAAAAUUUUAAAUUUUUGUUUAUGUUACGAAUGUAUUUUUUUUUUUUUUUGUAAAUUUUAUAAACCGUUUGUAAAGUGUUGCCAAGAGAACAACUGCGUGGUUAUCGGCCUAUUGUCAGACGUCUUCUCUUCCUCUCCCCAUCUACGUGCGUUUUCGCCAGCUCCACUGGGAUGUGUGUAUCGCAUAAAAGUGAAGCCAUUUUCUUUUUUUUUUUAUUACCAUUUUUUAAGCCCUCGAUAUAAGGCCAUUUCGGACGAAUUCCUUUUUUUAAAAAGACACAUUUGUAAGGACGCCCAUCAAGAAGAAUGCAUUGUUAGAGCUUUCCCGUGGGGGAUAGCGAGCCGCCCGAUGAAUUAAAUGAGAAAAAGAAAGUUGCCUCCCAUCACGCAAGAACGCCCACGGGGCAUUUAAAAAAAAGUAAUAGCAUCAUCAUCAGCAGCGGCCGCGAUGGAGGAAAGGAACGUGCUCGAGUACGCGGAAGUGAUAAUCGACCGGCAGAGAGACAAGAUCAACGAGCUGGAGAAGAAGCUCAUCGAGCUGCGAAGCAGCAGUGAAGAGCUGCAAAAAAAUGCCCUGAAAAAUGACGAAGAAAAUAAAACCCUCAGACUGGAACUAAACAGAAAAAAGGAAAACGACAUGAUGCUGAGCAUGCAACUAAGUAAAGAAAAUGAAUUUCUUCAAAAAAUCAACGUACUGGAAAAGCAGCUACUCAAAAGAGACACCCUCCUGGAGGAAUUAAACAACCUUUUGAAAAAAAGAAAAUAUGAAUACGAAUUGUUAUUACAGGAAAAAGAAAACCUAACAAAUACUGUUAACAUGAUGAGAAGUGAUAUAUGUAAAAAUAAGAAAAAGGAAAAACUAAAGGAAGAAGAAUUCCUAAAUAAUGAAAAGGAAAGUGAAAAUUUCCUAAAUCUGUAUAAAAAUAAUAAUGAAGAAUUGCACAUCACCAAGAGAUGCUUAAUUCAAAUUGAGACCGAACUACAUUUGUAUAAAAAACAAAACGAAAAACAGAAAAAUGAAAUACAGAGGCUGUACAAAAUAAUUAGCUGUAUGAACAAAGAAAAGGCUCUUACUCCCCCUGUCGUAUUAGCCUUACAAAAUGAUUAUGUCAGAGGUAGAAAUGGUAAAGCGCUAAAUGAUUAUAUGCAAGUGAAGACCAUUCAGGACCCCCCCCCGGGUCUUUCAACACAAAUGGAGAAUAAGGCAACCAUACUGAAGCACAUGAGUCCUGAAAAGAAGCUGCAGCAAAGGAUAGCCUAUGAUGAAAAUUUACUAAAAUUAAAUUUAAUGCAGUCGCAGGAACAGAAAAAUCUAUUUAACAAAAUAUUAGAAACGUUAAACAAAAUUCAGCAUGUGAAAUCUGGCGAUAAUAAAAUCGAUUUUUUCUUUUCCUCCAACGUUUUGCACUUUUUUGAAAGUAACAAGGAGCAGAAAUUCUUGUGCACAAAUAAUGCCUCACUAAAUAAUUCAUUCAGCUUAACCACCGAGUCGGCGGAAGACUCCAGCCAUUUGUCGGACGCCAGUUCUAACAACCCACUAGAAAAAAAGGCGCACUUAAGGAAGAGCAAGAAGGAUAAAAAAAGGAAGAAAAAACAAAAGAAGGAGAAAAAGAAGAAGAAGAAAAAGAAAAAAAAAAAUGACAUGCUUCCUCACGCUCCUUUUUCAAUCAAGAAAAGUAAAAAGGGCAAGAAAAAAAAGGAAAGGCGCAGAGUUAGUGCGAAGCACACAUUAGCAGGGUCGGAACACAGCUCCAGUGAAGAUGAUAACAGCGAUGCGCAGCAUGGCCUUGUGGGAAAAACGAACACCAUCAGUGAUGGUACAAGUCACGGAACAAGUGAAGAGACCACCAGCGAGGAGGACACACACAGUGAUGGCGAAGGUGUAGAAAGCGAAAGCGGCAGUAGCGCAAGCAGUGAUGGUAAAAGUAGCCAUAGCAAAAGUGAUGAUGACGCGAGCAGCGAUUCACAGAGCGACUCGCAUCCCCCCCGUGCCAAACGGAAACAUCAGACAGGAGGCACCAGCGACGAGUCAGCAAGUGACACAGAUGGGGACAACAUCAACCAUAUGAAGAACAAACAGAGUUAUACAGAAAAUAAGAGGGCACUAUUAAAUUAUGAGAAUUAUAAAGAAAAAUUCAUAGGAAUUACAAAUAAAGAAAUAUUUAUAUAUAACAAAAAAGGGGACGAAGAACCAGUGUACAUUAUAAAAAAUAAAAAUGUUAAAAAUGUGAAGACGUUUUAUAGCAAGCAGGUGUAUGUGCUGGAGUAUAUCUCAUUCGACAACAUUCUACAAAAGCAUUAUUUUUUAAUAAAAAAUGAUGAUAAGUCGUUGAGGAUGUUCUACGCUUUGCAGUACGCAGGGUUUAUCAAACAUGACGUGGACAAAUUUGAAGAGGAGGAGGAGGAGGAGGAGGAGGAAAGCAAAAGGGAUUACGUGGCAAGAUUAAACAAAAAUUAUUAUGAGAACAAAGCACACAGUGUAAGUGAUCAGCAGGAAAGGGAUUCAUAUUACAGCAAACUCAGUUCGUCCUCCCCAGAAAUUACUGUAAAUGUAUUUACUCCCAAUGGGAUCGACAGAAAUGGUAAUAACGUACCUUACUUAUGUAAUAAUGUACUUAUGAAGAGAAACCCCAAAAAUAAUCAUCUAAUGCUUAAAAAUUUUAACAAUAAAAAGGCUUUUAUUAACUGCCAAGAUUAUCAUAUGGAUUAUAAAAAUAAUAAAUUCACCCUCUAUUUUAAUGACUUUAAAGAUCAGCAUAUAAUACUGCCAAAGAGUAAAGGGUGCACGGGUAUCCUGCAGGACAUCCUAAAUCAAAUGAGCUGGAAAAACUCGCACCAGCUUUGCGAACCGGGCAACAAAGACGCAUACGGUGAUGAAGAUGUGGACAGCUCGGAUGUGUCUUCUUACGACUCGGAAGGGUUAGCCGCGGGGAAGGGGAAAUAUGAUGCUAGGGGGAAAAUGGGCGAGCGGGGGGCCAACAGGGGUAGAGCAGCGGAUAGGGGGAUGUACGCGGAAAGGGAGAGGAACGGAGAAGGGGUCAGAGAAGGGGUCAGAGAAGGGGUCAGAGAUGGGGGUAGAGAUGGGGACCGCGAUUGGUCCCGAGAUGGAGGGAGAGACUUCUUCAGAGAAGUGGACAGAUCGCGCAGUAGAGAAAUGGCCCCGAAAAGGGAAAGCGAAGGCGACAGAAAAAUGGGAAUCCCCAGAAAGGGCUUUACAGAUAAGGGAGUAGAAAGAGAGAACGACAAAGCGAAGGAACGAGAGUGGGAACAAAAGCCGGAAGGAGAGAAAGAACGAGAGGGGGAGAAGGACACAGAGGGUGGAAAGGACGACAUCCUGGCAAAUUUGAACAUGCCGGACAAAAUGGAAGACACGUUCUGUAUAAAAGAAAAUGUACUUUACAUAUCGAAAGAUGGCAACCCUUUUAAGAAGGACCAAAUGAGCUUCAACGAUGAAAACGCUUUUAAAUUCCAAAACGAAAAUUUGCAGAUAUUGAAAGAUGAUGGCGCGCAAGAAUUAACCUUUAUAAAGAGAGAAGAAAAUAAAGAUGAAGAGACCUACAUUUUCCACUACCCCAAGAAGGAGAAGUAUGAUCAUUUGAUAUCCAAAUUGAGCAAGAACAAUUUUAACGUGAUUCAGAAAAAUGUUUAUGAUAAAAUGAAAAAGCAAGGAAAAAACGAAGAAAGGGAAAAAAAAUCCUUUAAUGCAGAGUCAGAUGGAAAUGCCGAACCGGGGGAGGAUAAAAUAGAGAAAGCGGAUAAAUUUAUUAAAAACAACCAAGUAGUUGUCAUCGAGAAGGGAGUUUUAUCAAUUUAUAAAGAUUACGGAAACGAGAAUUCUGUUCCCAUAAUCAAAUUUACAUCCGAUUUUUGUGAUGUACAGGCAAAUGCACAGAAUGGAGAAAUUAGCAUAAAGGAAACGUCAAAAGAUUCCAGUGAUAGAAUCGUUCUGGACUGCUUAAAUAAAACAGAAUUCCAUAGGUGGAAAAACGCGCUAUGUUUCGGUGGCUUCAUAAAAGGAGAAAAUGUCAGCAGUUCCUACAUGAAUUUGAAAAAACACAUAUUCUCCAUCAAUUUAUUUGACAACUUGGACAUAAAAAGUUCAGUCCGAGUAAAUAACAAUUUUAUAUACAUUUACCCCAAUAACGAAAUUAGUAAGCCCUUAUUUUCCUUUGACAAGGAAAAGAUAGAAUUGGUGCUAAUUUCGGACUUGAGGAAAAUACGAAUUUAUAUGCAAAGGGAUACCAUAUAUGAGCAGCGCUACGAUAUAACCAUUGCGCUGGCGCGCGAUUUCGCGAGCAUUAAAGAGCAAAUAGAAAAGUACAAUUUUCACACAUUAAAUAAGAAAAAAACGCAUAAAAUAAGAAAGCCCUUUGUACUGUGCAAAACGAAUAUUAUUGCUAUCCAUAAGGAUAAAUAUAAAUUAAAACCGGACCUUAUACUGGACAAAAAAAACUGCACAGCUUUAUUUGAUAAAAACAAAUUCACGGUCACCUUUAAAAUUAAAAGUAAAUUAGAUAGCACUCAGGAAGACAUAAAAACUCUUACCCUAUCUAAUGCAGUUAAUUUUAACAAAUGGUUGGUCACACUGAAAGUGGCUUCCUUCAUACCUGGCUUUCACGAAAUAGAAGAUGACAUUUCUUUUCCCACCAUCGUUUUUGGGCACACCUGUCCCGAGGCAACUAGCUUACUUGGGAAGAGAAAUUCGUUCAUGGAUUUUUUUAAAAAAUAA
Molecule: messenger RNA, 4928 nt
Organism: Plasmodium vivax (malaria parasite P. vivax)
Lineage: Eukaryota; Apicomplexa; Aconoidasida; Haemosporida; Plasmodiidae
Exons: 1
Coding region: 648-4928 (1426 amino acids)
Source: RefSeq, a predicted model, not a curated record